GUCGUAGUGAGAGGUGACUGAAACAAAUUGCCGCGUGUUUAACGUCGUCGUCGUCGUAACGAAAAUCUCGCACAUUUGGUUCGCGUUGUGCCGUUUAUUUGUGAUCCGACUUGACCGUGGAUUUUGGUCAUCUAGAAGUCGUGCCUAAAAGCGUGUGUGUUUGUGUUUACUGCAAUUGUAAUAUCGACUGCUUUUUUUUUUGUUUUGGAUAUUUUAGUAGUGGUUAGCCUGUAGAAGAUGUUUUCAUCCUUGAGCUCGUACAUCUGGACCACUUCGGAGACUGGAAGUCCUCUGGAAGAAAUAACAUUUACGAUUAAUGGAAAAACAUAUACUGUGAAUUCCAAGACGGUACCGGUGGACACAUCACUGAACACCUUCAUUCGGAACCAUGCGCACCUCACCGGAACUAAGUUCAUGUGUCUCGAAGGGGGCUGUGGGGCAUGUAUUGUCAACAUGAAUGGUACACACCCGGUAACAAAGCAGACAACAUCGUGGGCCGUGAAUUCUUGCCUUCUACCGGUGUUCGCCUGUCAUGGAACGGAUAUUCUCACCAUAGAAGGAAUCGGCAACAGAAAGGAUGGAUACCAUCCAGCUCAGCAACGGUUAGCCAACUUUAACGGAACACAGUGCGGGUACUGUUCUCCGGGUAUGGUCAUGAACAUGUACAGUUUGCUCGAAUCCAAAAAAGGCCAGGUAUCAAUGGAGGAAAUAGAAAACUCCUUCGGAGGAAACAUUUGUCGAUGCACUGGCUAUCGGCCUAUUCUGGAUGCCUUCAAAUCUCUAGCUAUCGAUGCUGAUAAGCAACUUUUGGAAGCUUGUAGGGACAUUGAAGACCUAACCAAACUAUGUCCAAAAACGGGAACAACAUGUUCAGGAAAGUGCUCUGCUAUUGAGCAAAUACGUGCGAAACAACCGAUUCGGAUGAUCUUUGAAAAUGACACCGAAUGGCACAAAGUCUAUAACAUAGAUGAGAUUUUUUCCGUUCUCGAGAAAAUCGGGGAAAAGCCCUACAUGUUAGUAGCCGGAAACACCAAACACGGAGUUUAUCGACGAAGCGAAAACUUGAAGGUUUUCAUUGACAUCAACUCGAUCGACGAACUACACUCUCACUCGAUGGGAAAUGAGUUACUGGUCGGUGGAAAUGUUUCGUUGACGGAGUUCAUGACCAUCCUGUCGGAAGCUGCGAACAAGACUAACAAUCUCAGCUACUGUACUGAGUUGGCCAAGCAUAUAGAUUUGGUAGCAAGCGUACCCGUUCGUAAUUCAGGAACGAUUGCUGGGAAUUUAUGCAUUAAAAACCAACAUCACGAGUUUCCGUCCGACAUUUAUCUGAUUCUAGAAGCAGUUGGGGCUCAGCUUACAAUCGUUGAACUUGGAGGGAAAACAUCUACUGUUAGUCCUAUGGAAUUUGUGCAGAUGGACAUGAGCAAAAAAAUUAUCAAAAACUUAAGUCUUCCACCGCUGGAUCCAUCGGUCAAUUUCUUUCGAUCGUUCAAAAUCAUGCCAAGAGCACAAAAUGCGCACGCUUAUGUGAAUGGUGCGUUUCUCCUUAAACUUAACAACAGCAAAAAUAGUGUGGACGAAGCCCGUAUAUGCUUUGGUGGCAUAAAUCCGAAUUUUACUCACGCUACCAACACCGAGAAACUGCUGAUCGGUAAAAAUCCCUUCGACAACAACACUCUUCAGGCGGCCUGCAAUGCUCUAGCGGCCGAAUUGGAUCCCGAUUGGGUUUUGCCCGAUGCAUCCGUUGAGUACCGUAAAAACCUGGCCGUCUCGUUGUUCUACAAAUUCAUUCUCGGCAUUGCACCGGAAGGGCAGAUCAAUGUGAAGUCAGAGUACAAAUCCGGUAGUACAGUUAUGCAAAGGCCAUUAUCAUCGGGAAAACAAACUUUUGACACAUACAAGAAAAAUUGGCCACUGACAAGGAAUGUUCCCAAAAUUGAGGCGUUAGCUCAGACUGCCGGCGAAGCCAAAUAUUGCAAUGACCUACCACCACAGCCUGGCGAGUUGUAUGCGGCUUACGUUUUAGCAACCCAGACUAACUCCAGGAUAGCCCAAAUAGAUCCCUCAGCUGCGUUGAAAAUGCCAGGCGUGGUCGGAUUCUUUACUGCUAAGGACAUUCCAGGAAUAAACAACUUCAUGCCAGCUAGUCAUGGCAACCAAGAUGUCGAGGAAAUCUUCUGCAGCGGCCAGGUCCAAUUUCACGGACAACCCAUCGGUGUCAUAGUGGCCGAAACGUUCAAUUCGGCACAGAGAGCAGCUAACGAAGUCACCAUAACGUACCAAAAAACCUCGGAUAAACCGAUCUAUCCCACUUUAAAAUCUAUUAUGGACGUCAAUGUUCAAGAUCGCUUUUUCGAUGUUUCUUUUGAUAAGAAGGGUAAGUCUUACAGAGUGGCUCCGGCAGUGACUGCCACCAAGAACAUCAAGGGACGCUUUGAAAUUGCGGGACAAUACCACUACACCAUGGAAACGCAAACUUGUGUUUGCGUGCCGAUCGAGGAUGGGAUGGACGUCUAUUCGUCUACGCAAUGGAUGGAUCUCACUCAGACAGCAAUUGCUGAAUCGCUGAAACUUCCUCAAAAUAGUUUCAAUUUACAAGUUCGUAGAUUGGGAGGUGGAUAUGGAGCUAAAAUUUCAAGAGCUACGCAAAUAGCUUGUGCAUGCGCACUGGCGGCUCAUCUAACAAAUCGUCCUGUACGAUUUGUACUGAAAAUUGAAGAGAAUAUGCGAGCGAUCGGAAAACGUUACGGCUGCAUUAAUGAUUAUGAUAUUGACGUCGAUAAAACAGGCAAAAUAACUAAAAUGAACAAUAGUUAUGCUCAAGAUUAUGGAGUUUCGCUAAACGAAUCCGUACAGGGAGCGACUACUGAGUUCUUCAAAAACUGCUACGACACAAAAACAUGGAAAACUGUCGGAAAAGCAGUUCGAACCGAUGCGGCUAGUAACACUUGGUGCCGAUCGCCCGGUACAACCGAGGGGGUGGCAAUGAUAGAAAAUAUCAUGGAACACAUCGCCCAUGAAACGGGACUUGAUCCAUUCGAGGUUCGAAUGGCAAACAUGGCGAAGGACAACAAGAUGCUACAGUUGAUGCCCCAGUUUCGUCAGGAUGUAAAGUAUGAUGAACGCAAGCGUGCCAUCGACGAGUUCAAUGCUGGCAAUCGUUGGAAGAAACGCGGUAUCGCAAUAAUUCCCAUGCAAUACUGGUUGGAUUACUUUGGACAACUUAACGCGAUUGUGUCCAUUUUUGCGGGAGACGGUACCGUAUCCGUUACACACGGAGGAAUUGAAAUGGGACAGGGCAUGAACACCAAAGUCGCACAAGUAACUGCCUAUGCUUUGGGAAUCGGACUAGAGAAGGUCAAUGUGAAACCGUCCACCACUUGGACCUCUCCAAAUGCCAUUGUUACGGGUGGGAGUAUUACUAGUGAAGCUGUUUGCUAUGCCGUGAAAAAAGCAUGCGAUAUGCUGCUGGACCGGAUGAAACCUAUUCGCGAUGCGAAUGAGGGCGCAUCUUGGGAAAAAGUGGUGAAACUGUCUAACGACAAAAGCAUUGAUCUUUGCGCAGAGGCCCAAUAUAAGGCCGAGGAUCUAAAGCCCUACUACAUCUGGGGUCUGAGCUGUGCGGAAAUCGAAACCGAUAUACUGACGGGAAAUGUACAAAUCAAACGGGUGGACAUCCUGGAAGACACCGGCGAAAGCAUGAGUCCUGGCAUCGAUGUUGGACAGAUUGAGGGAGCUUUUGUGAUGGGGAUCGGGUACUACUUCACGGAAGCACUAGUGUAUGAUAACGCCAGUGGCGCCUUGUUGACUGAUCGUACCUGGACGUACAAACCUCCGGGCGCGAAAGAUAUACCAAUCGAUUUCCGUAUCAAGUUUCUGCAGAACAGUGCUAAUCCUGCGGGGGUACUUCGCUCGAAAGCCACGGGUGAGCCAGCUCUGAACAUGUCCAUCGUGGUACUGUUUGCACUUCGCAACGCUCUUAAGUCAGCUAGGCAGGAUGCCAGUCUACCAGACGAAUGGAUUCCUAUGGGCACACCAACAACUCCGGACCAGAUUUAUAUGUUAGCUGGUAACAAAAUCGAACAGUAUUUGUUGAACUGAAGUGAUAUCAUGUAUACGAUGGAAUAGCUUAUAAUUGAACAAGUGGUGCAGGACUUAAUUCAUAAGAUAAUUUGAUAUUGAUUUUGUUGAUACUUACAGAAUAAACAAAGUGUUUAUUUAAA
Messenger RNA from Malaya genurostris, 4226 nucleotides. RefSeq lists its product as uncharacterized. The record is from RefSeq and is a predicted model, not a curated record. Gene Ontology annotation, molecular function: iron ion binding; 2 iron, 2 sulfur cluster binding; FAD binding. Bases 238 to 4104 code for a protein of 1288 amino acids. NCBI's taxonomy places the organism in Eukaryota, Metazoa, Arthropoda, Insecta, Diptera, Culicidae. The transcript is spliced from 9 exons.